AUGAAGUGGCUGCUGCUCCUCGGCCUGGUGGUGCUCUCCGAGUGCACCAUCUACAAGGUCCCGCUUGUCAGAAAGAAGUCCUUGAGGCAAAGCCUGGCCGAGAAUGGUCUCCUGAAGGACUUCCUGAAGAACCACCAUGUCAACCUAGCCAGCAAGUACUUCCCCAAUGAGGCCACCACCCUGCUGUCCGCCCAGCCUCUGGAGAACUACAUGGACACAGAGUACUUUGGCACCAUCGGCAUCGGAACCCCCGCCCAGGAGUUCACCGUCAUCUUUGAUACCGGCUCCUCCAACCUGUGGGUGCCCUCCGUCUACUGCUCCAGUCCUGCCUGCAGCAACCACAACCGCUUCAACCCUCAGUCAUCCUCCACCUAUCAGGCCACCAGCCAGACCGUCUCCAUCGCCUAUGGCACCGGCAGCAUGACUGGCAUCCUUGGAUACGACACUGUCCAGGUCGGAGGCAUCACUGACACCAACCAGAUCUUUGGCCUGAGUGAGACAGAGCCUGGUUCCUUCCUGUACUAUGCCCCCUUCGACGGCAUCCUGGGCCUGGCCUACCCCAGCAUCAGCUCUUCCGGGGCCACACCCGUCUUUGACAACAUGUGGAACCAGGGCCUGGUUUCCCAGGACCUCUUCUCCGUCUUCCUGAGCUCCAAUGACCAGAGUGGCAGUGUGGUGAUGUUCGGUGGCAUUGAUUCUUCUUACUACACUGGAGAGCUGAACUGGAUACCUCUUUCUUCUGAGGGCUACUGGCAGAUCACCGUGGACAGUAUCACCAUGAACGGAGAGCCCAUCGCUUGCAGUCAGGGCUGCCAGGCCAUUGUUGACACCGGCACCUCUCUGCUGUCUGGCCCAACCUCCCCCAUUGCCAACAUUCAGAGCUACAUUGGAGCCAGCGAGGACUCAUAUGGCCAGAUGGUGAUCAGCUGCUCAGCCAUCAACAGCCUGCCCAACAUCGUCUUCACCAUCAACGGCGUCCAGUACCCUGUGCCCCCCAGUGCCUACAUCCUGCAGCAAAACGGGGGCUGCACCAGUGGCUUCCAGGGCAUGAACCUUCCCACUGCCUCCGGAGAGCUGUGGAUCCUGGGUGACGUCUUCAUCCGCCAGUACUUUGCCGUCUUCGACCGGGCAAACAAUCAGGUCGGCCUGGCUCCUGUGGCUUAAGCCUGAGUCUUUGCUGCCACUUCCCAGGGAGACCUGACCUCCAUCCUGUGCCCACUUUAGAUGUAUAUAAUUCUCCUGACUGCUCUUCCUAUAGGACUGGGAGGUGGAUUCUUGGCCCUGUUCCCUGUCAUACCAAUAAUGUAGAAUAAAAACAUAACCCACUGAAAAAA
This is a messenger RNA of Otolemur garnettii (small-eared galago), 1334 nucleotides long. Its product is annotated as pepsin A. The record is from RefSeq and is a predicted model, not a curated record. The transcript has 9 exons. The coding region runs from base 1 to 1164 and encodes 387 amino acids. Gene Ontology annotation, biological process: proteolysis. NCBI's taxonomy places the organism in Eukaryota, Metazoa, Chordata, Mammalia, Primates, Galagidae. Gene Ontology annotation, molecular function: aspartic-type endopeptidase activity.